CCCCUAACAACACAACAAUGGUGCGGUCCGCCUUGCUGUCAAGUUGAAAUCGCACUUUUCAAGGGCAGUUACUGGUGUGUCUGCUCUGUCCUGUCUACCCCGUGAGCGCUAUUAUGAACAUGCUGUGCAGAGUGGGCCGAGUACGCAGGUGUGCUGGGGGCCUCAGCCAAACUAUCAGCCAGGUAGCUGCCUCCAAGCAGAAGCACACGCUGCCUGACCUCCCCUACGACUACGGCGCCCUGGAGCCCCACGUCAAUGCCGAGAUAAUGCAGCUGCACCACAGCAAGCAUCAUGCCACAUACGUGAACAACCUCAACGUUACGGAGGAGAAAUAUCAGGAGGCACUCGCUAAGGGAGAUGUGACCGCUCAGAUUGCCCUCCAGCCCGCUCUGAAGUUCAACGGUGGAGGCCACAUCAAUCACACCAUUUUCUGGACAAACCUCUCCCCAAACGGUGGAGACGAGCCAAAGGGGGAGCUGCUGGAGGCCAUCAAGCGGGACUUUGGCUCCUUCCAGAAGAUGAAGGAGAAGAUGUCUGCGGCCACCGUGGCCGUGCAGGGCUCUGGUUGGGGCUGGUUGGGCUACGACAAGGAGAGCGGAAGGCUUCGUAUCGCUGCCUGCGCUAACCAGGAUCCCCUGCAUGGAACUACAGGUCUCGUCCCGCUCCUCGGUAUCGACGUGUGGGAGCACGCCUACUACCUUCAGUACAAAAACGUGCGGCCGGACUACGUUAAGGCCAUCUGGAAUGUAGUCAACUGGGAGAAUGUGAGCGAGCGGCUCCAGUCUGCCAAGAAGUAAAACCCGAUCUGCAAAUAGUCCCUUUCAUGCUGACCCCGGGUGAAACAGUAGUUGCAAACGUUCAGUUUUACGUUGCAUGGAGCACAUGAGUGAUGGUGGUUUUUGCACUCAGAUUUGCGACAGUUUGAACUUUUCAUAUGAUCGGCUACAUUAAAGUUGAUUAAGUCAACUUUAAAAUAUUUCCCACAUUGGGCCAGAUAAUGUGGCCUUCAUGGCAAAAUUGGAAACCUGCUCAGAGUUUAAAGCGACUUAUUUGCAGGUGCUCCCGACUACUGCUGCUUUUCAAACGCACAAAAUUGGCCGCCUAUGACAUCAAAGCUGCCUUUUGUUAAUCUCAACCAAAUACUGCAUUAUUCAGUGAGUUUGGUCACACUAAAAAUCAGACAAUGUUAUUGUCGUCCAUGCUUUAGAUGUAUCAUAAAUAAAAAUCUAUUUAAAAUAUAAAA
Messenger RNA from Pungitius pungitius (ninespine stickleback), 1243 nucleotides. It is a transcript of the gene sod2, whose product is annotated as superoxide dismutase 2, mitochondrial. Gene Ontology annotation, biological process: superoxide metabolic process. Gene Ontology annotation, cellular component: mitochondrion. The coding region runs from base 114 to 797 and encodes 227 amino acids. Gene Ontology annotation, molecular function: metal ion binding; superoxide dismutase activity. NCBI's taxonomy places the organism in Eukaryota, Metazoa, Chordata, Actinopteri, Perciformes, Gasterosteidae. The transcript has 5 exons. The record is from RefSeq and is a predicted model, not a curated record.